UUGUAGAACUAAAUAGCCCACACGCAAAAAACGGUCUAUUGACGGUCGUGUUUCUCCGCGCUCCGUUGAAUCAACGGAUAACUGAUAAUUAUAUUAUAUAGUGCAUAUAUAAAUAGUGCAAAGUGCAAUGAAUUAAUGUGAUACUAGCUGUAGUUAGUGAAAAUGUCGGAGCGGCCCAGAUGAAAGUUGACCUCGCAGCAGAUUUUGGCAACAUACACACACACUCAAAUGUGUACCCAGAUGUUGUGUGAAAGUGAAGAAGUGUGGAAGGAAAAGAAACAAAAAGAAGAGGAUCGCGAGACUAAUUUUAAUACCCGCUCAUCAACAAUAUGCUAAAUUUAGGCAACGAUAAGGUGGCUGCCAUGGAAGAGCCUCCACCCACUAACGGCGAGGAGAGCUUCCAGCUGCUGGAAAGGAGUCCCGCGCCCACCGUCCCCCUGGAACCCCCAUUCACCACCCCACUGGCCCCCUUCGACAUGGAGCUAAUGAAACGCCACGGACUCCACGAACGAUUGGCCGCCAAGUCGGACAGUAUUUGGGGCGAAACGAAAAAGUUCAUGGAGCUCGAGCGAAAUUCUGGACAGGAUGAGCUGGGCUCAUCUCUAAGUCUGACCGAAAAAAGAGCUAGAUUUGCCGAAAGCAACGCAUCGACGCUCCAACUGCCAAACUCUGUUGAGCUCCCGGCAAAUGGAAAGAAGUCCUCUGGGGACAGGACUAAGCUAACGAAUCUCUCAACCCCUCUACUGCCAAUGACUGAGUCCGGGUUUGCGAAAGGCAAUGGAAACGGCCCCUACGAUGAUCGCGAGUGUAGUUGCCCCCGGGAGUUUUAUCAGCGAGAUGAAAUCAAUACCUCGCUGUUCUUUGACGACUGUAGCCGGUCCAUCGACUUUGUCCUGGCCUUCAGGAUCAAUGCCCACGAGCCAACGGAGGCGGAGAACACGGAGAAGCGAAGGGUAUUCGAGGCGAAUCUCAUAAGCCAGGGUCUGGAGGUGGAAUCUGUACAAAAGGACCAGAUUUGUUUUGUUAAGAUACAUGCUCCUUUGGAGGUCCUGCGACGUUAUGCGGAAAUACUUAAGCUGCGAAUGCCCAUGAAGGAGUCGUUGUGCAAUUUGCGCAUAACCGAAAGAUCGAAUCGACUCCAUAAUGCGGCUCAAUACCUGUCCAAGAAGAUUCCCGGCAUGUCGGUGGUCAAUCGUUCAACGAAAAGCAUAUUUUCUAGUCUCAAAACCAUAUGCAAGUUCUUCCUGCGAAAUAUCUAUGUAGAUGAGGACAUCUUCCCCCGACGAGCUCAUCGUUUCACCGCCAUUUACAGUCGAGAUAAGGAAUAUCUGUUCGAUAUUCGACAGGAUUGUUUUUUUACCACUGCCGUCCGUUCUCGCAUCGUUGAAUUCAUCCUGGACCGCCAGAGAUUUCCUGCCAAGAACCAGCACGACAUGGCUUUUGGCAUUGAGCGUCUCAUUGCUGAAGGUGUCUACUGUGCGGCAUAUCCCCUGCAUGAUGGUGAAAUAAUGGAGACUGGAACUAUGAGAGCGUUGCUCUACAAACACUGGGCUUCGGUCAAAAAAUGGUAUCGCUAUCAGCCUCUGGAUGACAUCAAGGAAUACUUUGGUGUUAAAAUUGGCUUGUACUUUGCCUGGCUGGGCUAUUAUACCUACAUGUUAUUGCUGGCUUCGAUAGUGGGUGUGAUUUGCUUCCUUUACUCUUGGUUCUCCCUUAAAAACUAUGUGCCUGUAAAAGACAUCUGCGUGCGUUCUAACAAGAACAUAACUAUGUGCCCUCUCUGUGAUUGGUGCAACUUCUGGGACCUGAAAGAGACCUGCAACUAUGCCAAAGUGACUUACCUCAUAGACAACCCCAGCACCGUGUUCUUUGCUGUAUUCAUGUCCUUUUGGGCCACCUUGUUUCUAGAGCUUUGGAAACGAUACUCGGCCGAGAUCACUCAUCGCUGGGAUCUGACGGGCUUCGAUGUCCACGAAGAGCAUCCGCGGCCCCAGUACUUGGCUCGCCUGGAACAUAUCCCUCCAACCAGAGUGGAUUAUGUGACGAAUACAAAGGAGCCCACUGUUCCCUUUUGGCGAAUGAAGCUGCCGGCCACGGUUUUUAGUUUUUCUGUGGUGCUACUAUUGAUUGCUUUGGCCUUUGUGGCUCUAUUGGCUGUGGUGGUGUAUCGUAUGUCCAUGUUGGCGGCUCUUAAACUAGGCGCUAGCCCCAUGACCACCUCAAGUGCUAUAGUUUUGGCCUCGGCAUCAGCUGCCUUUGUGAAUCUGUGCCUACUCUAUAUCCUGAAUUAUAUGUACAAUCAUCUGGCUGAGUACCUCACUGAACUGGAAAUGUGGCGCACUCAAACCCAGUUCGACGACUCUCUGACCCUCAAGAUAUAUCUUUUGCAGUUUGUCAACUACUAUGCCUCCAUAUUUUACAUAGCGUUUUUUAAGGGAAAAUUUGUGGGACAUCCUGGGCAGUAUAACAAACUCUUUGACUAUCGCCAGGAGGAGUGCUCCUCUGGUGGCUGUUUGACAGAGCUGUGCAUUCAGCUGGCCAUUAUAAUGGUUGGAAAGCAAGCUUUCAACACCAUUUUGGAAGUGUAUCUACCCAUGUUCUGGCGCAAGGUUUUGGCCAUUCAAGUGGGUCUAUCACGUUUGUUCAACAACACCCCGAAUCCGGAUAAGACAAAGGACGAACGAUGGAUGCGGGACUUCAAGCUGCUCGACUGGGGUCCACGGAGUCUUUUCCCGGAGUAUUUGGAGAUGGUGCUGCAGUAUGGUUUUGUGACCAUUUUUGUGGCUGCCUUUCCACUGGCUCCAUUUUUUGCACUUCUGAAUAAUAUUUUGGAAAUGCGUCUGGAUGCCAAAAAACUGUUGACCCACCACAAGCGACCAGUGUCUCAGCGUGUCCGGGAUAUUGGAGUUUGGUAUCGGAUCUUGGAUUGCAUUGGCAAGCUAAGUGUGAUUACAAACGGAUUUAUUAUUGCCUUUACAUCGGACAUGAUUCCACGAUUGGUGUACCGAAACUAUGUCUCAAAAGACGGAACCUUGAAUGGUUACCUGGACUUUACCUUAUCCGAGUUUAGAGUAUCCGAUUCACCCACCUUGAACAGCUUAGCUGGCGACCUAUCCAACAUCACUACAUGCAAAUACACGGACUUUCGAUUACCGCCUUCAUCACCGGAAAAAUACACUUUGAGCAGCAUGUUCUACAUCAUUUUGGCCUGCCGACUGGGUUUCGUGGUGAUUUUUGAGAACUUUGUGGCUUUGGUGAUGAUUCUGGUGCGUUGGUGCAUUCCAGACAUGAGUGUGGAGCUCCGUGACCAAAUCCGUCGCGAAGUCUAUGUGACCAAUGAGAUUAUCAUCGAGCAAGAGGCUCAUCGAGCUCGUUUUGAGCGCGCUAAACGAAGCAGCUCGGUGCUUCAGACUCCAGUUGAUCAGGACCUGGAUGCCGCCUCUAUUCAGGAGCCGAAUGCCAAGUUCAUAAACAUUGAAAAGUUACUGACCGAGAAUCUCACUCAGAUCGAAAUGGAUGCCAUUAUCCAUGGAGAGAACAAAACCACAGGCAUCGCAGGUGCCGAUUGCUAGGACCAAGUGCACAAAUGGCUCAGUGACUUUAGUUUUUAGUUGAAUCUUAAGUUCUAAGUCCGUUUGAACGUAAUUCAUUGUGUUAUAAAAGUUCCUUUCACUCACUAAUUAGGCCUUAGUUUUGACACAUUUAUUG
Drosophila bipectinata is the source of this 3708-nucleotide messenger RNA. RefSeq names its product anoctamin 1 (gene subdued). Gene Ontology annotation, cellular component: plasma membrane. Lineage: Eukaryota; Metazoa; Arthropoda; Insecta; Diptera; Drosophilidae. Gene Ontology annotation, molecular function: protein dimerization activity; chloride channel activity. Gene Ontology annotation, biological process: chloride transmembrane transport. The record is from RefSeq and is a predicted model, not a curated record.